GAGCUGGACAAGAUGUUGGUCGGAGUUGCAUUCUUGUUACCAUCGGUGGGAAGAACGUGAUGCUGGACUGUGGGAUGCACAUGGGCUAUAAUGACGAGGUAAGGGCUGGAUUUUCCCAGACUUUUUCUACCAUCCAGCGACGUUUUCCGGACUUUUCCUACAUAACUGAGAACCACAGUCUGACUGAUUACUUGGAUUGCGUAAUAAUCAGUCAUUUUCAUUUAGACCACUGUGGUGCGUUACCUUACAUGACCGAGAUCGUCGGUUACGACGGCCCAAUCUACAUGACACAUCCAACAAAGGCAAUAUGUCCCAUCCUCUUGCAGUCUCGAGCUUGCUCUCCUUACUAUAGACCCUUACAGGAUGACUAUCGCAAAAUCACAGUAGAACGGCGUGGAGAGCAAAAUUUCUUCACUUCAGAAAUGAUAUACCGUUGUAUGGGCAAAGUAAAGUGUGUCUAUGUCCACCAAACCGUCAAGGUGGACGACGAGUUGGAGCUGCAGGCAUUCUAUGCAGGUCAUGUACUCGGUGCUGCAAUGUUUCUCAUUCGUGUUGGGUCCCAGUCAGUCUUGUACACGGGUGACUAUAAUAUGACACCUGAUCGGCACUUAGGGGCGGCAUGGGUUUCUAGAUGUUGUCCUGAUAUACUGAUCACAGAGAGUACCUAUGCCACUACAAUACGCGAUUCGAAACGAGCUAGGGAGCGCGAGUUUCUGGAAAAGAUCCACGCACGUGUUGAAGCUGGUGGAAAAGUGUGUUGCUUUCGUUGCAAUUCACAUGUUCUUCAGGUCUUGAUUCCAGUUUUUGCUCUUGGUCGGGCACAAGAAUUGUGUAUUCUGUUGGAGACCUACUGGGAGCGGAUGAAUAUAUCUGUACCCAUCUACUUCUCAAUGGGAAUGGCUGAAAAGGCCAACGAAUACUACAAAUUGUUCAUUUCGUGGACCAAUCAGAAAAUCAAAGAAACAUUCGUUAAAAGGAACAUGUUUGAGUUUAAACACAUAAAGCCUCUUGGUCAGGGAAUAGUGGACAACCCUGGCCCAAUGGUGGUGUUUGCCACGCCUGGAAUGCUACAUGCUGGACAGUCACUUCACAUCUUCCGAAAAUGGGCCCCAGAUGAGCGGAAUAUGGUCGUUAUUCCAGGUUACUGUGUCGCAGGAACUGUUGGGUACAAGAUUUUGAAUGGAGUCAAGCGUCUCGAAUUUGACCGACAAGCUUUGGAUGUAAACAUGCGCGUAGAAUAUUUGUCUUUCUCAGCACAUGCAGAUGCUCGAGGCAUAAUGCAGUUGAUUUCGCAUUGCCAACCUCGAAAUGUAUUACUUGUGCAUGGAGAAGCGAGCAAGAUGGAUUUUCUCAAGGCUAAAAUCGAGCAGGAAUUUGGUCUUCCGUGCCUGAAACCAGCAAACGGGGAGAUCGUCCACGUGAAAACAGAACCGCAGUUUGUGGCCAAUGCACCUACAGAACUCUUAUGCACAACAGACGAACAACCAUUUUGCAAGCGUUCAAAGGUAUUGAAAGCCGGGAUCAUCAUGGAGCCGGGAACAUUUCCCACUCUCCUGGAUCGAUCGUCUGUUCUAGCGGCAUUCGGCGUGACGGAACAUACUAUGCGUUUCACUUCUACCUACAAUUUCAGUUCCUGUCGCACAGUCCCCUCUCUACUCGAUGAAUUUUUAUCCGUCUGUUCUCGCAAUUUCCCAUCACCCCGAAUAGACCAGAAUCGAGUAAUUUUCAACGAUUCUGUUUGGCUUACUUUAGAGGAUCCACUGGUCAGUGAGCACCAGCGCGUUUCCCGAGGCGAUGGUGACCACGCACACACAAAAACCGCGCGUCCGAAACCAAAAGAUUUAUAUCUUACUGUCACCUAUACAUUGGAGAAUGAAAGCAUGGGAAAGAAGAUUAUCCAGCUGUUCAAAGACCAGAUUGAUGUUGGUUGAUUUUCUAUGACGCAUUCUUGUACACAUUUUCUAUCUUCCGAAGAAAUGUAUAUAUUUGCUGAACCUGUGGG
Opisthorchis viverrini is the source of this 2002-nucleotide messenger RNA. RefSeq lists its product as hypothetical. Bases 60 to 1931 code for a protein of 623 amino acids. The transcript is spliced from 12 exons. Gene Ontology annotation, cellular component: nucleus. Gene Ontology annotation, biological process: snRNA processing. The record is from RefSeq and is a predicted model, not a curated record. Lineage: Eukaryota; Metazoa; Platyhelminthes; Trematoda; Opisthorchiida; Opisthorchiidae.